AUGGUUCACAACAAUCCCAAUCUCGAAAAGAUUCAAAGGUUUCAGCACCUACACGCUCAAUUGUCCGACGAAGCCGCUCACACUAUUGAAGGAUUGACACUAACAAAUGAAAACUAUGAUCACGCAAUCGACCUACUGGAACAAAGAUAUGGACAGAAACACAAAGUAAUAAGUGCCUACAUGAAAGCUUUAUGGGAUAUGCCUAAACCAUCUGGCGAUUUCAACAGCUUACGAAACUUUUACGACACCUUAGAAAGUUAUAUUCGUGGGCUCAGUUCGCUCGGAAAAUCCGAAGAAUCCUAUGGCGAUCUACUCGUACCUAUCGUCAUGAAAAAGUUGCCGCCAAAUACACGAAAACAGAUUGCGCGGGAUCAUGGAAAUAACGAAUGGAAUCUACCCGAACUUCGUCAAGCCAUCCAUAACGAGAUGGACGCUCUACAAGCUGGUUUUUCCGCCGAUCUUCAUGACCGCGAAUUGUACACAGAAACCCCGGUAACUGCGGCAUUCUACACGGGAAGUGACCCGGUCACUUCACGGAAAUCGAUCCGGGCGAGACUGACUAAAUCUAUCGUAUGUGCGUACUGCAAAGAUGCCCAUCCGUCGAUACAUUGUAAAGUUGUGACUGACUACAAUAAACGCCUCGAGAUAAUAAAACGCGAUCGUUUAUGCUUCAACUGUCUCGUAUCCGCGGGUGGCGAAACUGCAACGGCUACGAUAUUAUUCGAUGAAGGGGCCACGCGAUCUUUCGUAACUACAAACUUCGCCGAUAAACUCAAUGCACAAACUGACAAAUGUGAAGUCAUUAACUUAGCAACGUUUGGUGAUAAUGGUUCACGUGCUAGAUCGUUCAAUGUCUCUACGCUAUCAGUUCACACCAUUACAGGAAAGAAAAAGAACAUUUCCGCACUCGUUGUUCCAAACAUCUCCACACCCACAAAGAACUUGAUCACUUCGUCCCUAUUGGAAUUACCUUAUCUACGCAAUUUGAACUUAGCCCACCCCAUUUCAGGAAGCGAAUCCUUUGAAAUAUCGAUUCUCAUUGGCGCAGAUUACUACUGGGAUUUCGUGGGAGACCACAUUGUUCGUGGACCCGGUCCAACUGCUGUAUCGUCCAUACUUGGAUAUUUACUUUCCGGUCCCAUUCAAGGAUACAGACCUAAAAGUGUAUUUCCCAAUGACGCAACUAUUCUACACACUACUACUAAUCCGUCUGUUGUAAACGAUCAACUCCAGGCUUACUGGAAGCUCGAGACAAUCGGCAUCACUGAUAAUGCCCACCCUCCAGUAAUGAACACAGACUUCGAACAUUACAGAGAUAAUCAUCUCAAAAUCAAAAACGAACGGUAUACUGCGGGGUUACCGUGGAGACAAGACCACCCUCCUCUGCCUACUAACUUUCGUAUUGCAAAGAAAAGCACUCGCGCUAUGACUCGUAAACUUCCACCGAAUUUGUUAAAAACAUAUGAUGGAAUCAUUAAGACCAGAAAGUGCGGAAUUUCAUUGAAGAAGUUACUGACGACGAUGACAAACGCGGACCACUGGAACCGGAAUUACCCGCCGUACACCAGCUAG
Messenger RNA from Saccoglossus kowalevskii, 1572 nucleotides. RefSeq lists its product as uncharacterized. Lineage: Eukaryota; Metazoa; Hemichordata; Enteropneusta; Harrimaniidae. The record is from RefSeq and is a predicted model, not a curated record.